GCUGCGGCAUCGCGAUGCUGAUCAUCUCCGUUCUGAUAGCCAUAUAUUACAAUAUUAUCCUGUGCUACACACUUUUCUACCUUUUUGCGUCCUUUGUACCUGUGCUACCUUGGGCUUCCUGCAACAACCCGUGGAACACACCAGACUGCAAAGAUAAAAACAAACUUAUGUUAGAUUCUUGCAUUAUUGGUGACCACCCAAAAAUACAAAUCAAGAACUCUACUUUCUGUAUGAGUGCCUAUCCAAACUUGACUAUGGUUAACUUCACCAGCGAAGGAAACAAAACGUUUGUCAGUGGAAGUGAAGAAUACUUCAAGUACUUUGUACUGAAGAUUUCAGCAGGGAUUGAAUAUCCUGGUGAGAUUAGAUGGCCCUUGGCACUAUCUCUUUUCCUGGCUUGGGUGAUUGUAUAUGCCUCUCUUGCUAAAGGAAUCAAGUCAUCAGGAAAAGUGGUGUACUUUACAGCUACAUUCCCCUAUGUAGUUCUCAUCAUCCUUCUUAUAAGAGGAGUAACUCUACCAGGAGCUGGAGCUGGAAUCUGGUACUUCAUCACACCAAAGUGGGAGAAGCUAAUCGAUGCUAUGGUUUGGAAGGAUGCUGCCACUCAGAUUUUCUUCUCCUUAUCUGCAGCAUGGGGAGGUCUAAUUACUCUCUCUUCUUACAACAAAUUCCAUAACAACUGCUACAGGGACACGUUGAUAGUCACAUGUACCAACAGUGCCACAAGUAUAUUUGCAGGCUUUGUCAUCUUCUCAGUUAUUGGCUUCAUGGCAAAUGAGCUCAAAGUGAAUAUUGAAGCUGUGGCAGACCAAGGUCCUGGAAUUGCUUUCGUGGUUUACCCAGAAGCCUUAACUAGGCUUCCCCUGUCUCCAUUCUGGGCUAUAAUAUUUUUUUUGAUGCUUCUGACGCUUGGAUUGGACACUAUGUUUGCCACUAUUGAGACUAUCGUGACCUCCGUUUCGGAUGAGUUCCCCAAAUACUUACGUACGCACAAGGCACUGUUCACUCUCGGGUGCUGCAUCUCCUUUUUCAUCAUGGGGUUUCCUAUGAUCACUCAGGGUGGAAUGUAUAUGUUACAGCUUGUGGACACUUACGCAGCUUCUUACUCUCUUGUCAUCAUUGCGAUCUUUGAGCUUGUUGGAGUUUCCUAUAUAUAUGGUGAGAAAAAAUACUGUUAUUGGACAGUCUGUCAAAGUAACAUGGG
Messenger RNA from Eurypyga helias (sunbittern), 1204 nucleotides. RefSeq names its product solute carrier family 6 (neurotransmitter transporter), member 5 (gene SLC6A5). Gene Ontology annotation, cellular component: membrane. The transcript is spliced from 9 exons. The record is from RefSeq and is a predicted model, not a curated record. Gene Ontology annotation, molecular function: glycine:sodium symporter activity. The annotation marks the transcript as partial. NCBI's taxonomy places the organism in Eukaryota, Metazoa, Chordata, Aves, Eurypygiformes, Eurypygidae. Gene Ontology annotation, biological process: synaptic transmission, glycinergic; glycine import across plasma membrane; sodium ion transmembrane transport.